Molecule: messenger RNA, 744 nt
Organism: Adineta steineri
Lineage: Eukaryota; Metazoa; Rotifera; Eurotatoria; Adinetida; Adinetidae
Source: the annotation of a GenBank genome assembly
AUGACAUCAAUUCGUCCAUUUUCACAAUUAUCUCGAUUUAUUGUAUCAAUUGGUGUUAUCGGUCUUGUUCUUAAUGAUUUACUUGUUGUUAAUGGUGUUACUCAUCAAACAUGGUGUUUUCUUCAUCAACUAUUUCUUCAUUUGUUAUUAAUAACAAUAGUUAUAGGUCAUGUAUUACCUGAUAUCUAUGAAUAUACAAAUCAAUAUUCUCAUCGAUGUGGUAUUAUAUUUAGUUUUAUUAUUUUACUUGUUAUUCAAUUAUUGAUUUCAAUGCAAUGGUUAAAAAAUCAUAAUAAUUCAUCUAAUAUUAAAUUGAAUCUACCAAUUCUUUGUCUUAGUAGUAUUCGUCCACAAAUAUUAAUUUUUAUUGUUCAUUUACUUCAUCUUAUAUUUACUAUUCAAUCUAUAUGUACACCAAUCAUUCUUGAUGAUACUAAUUCUAUAUCAUCCAUAACCAUAUACAUAAAUGAAAAAUUUUGUCAAUUAUAUAGUAUUCUUGUACGUCUAUUCUAUUUUACUGGUACAUCAAUUCUUCAUAUAUUCUUCUUACCAGGACAAUUUUCAGGUACUUUAUAUAGUGGUAUAUUAGUUAUCGAAAUUGUACUGAAAUAUUUAAUUAUCGUCUAUUAUUCAAAUGUAAGAUAUGAAAGAAAUAUUGCUGAUCGUAAUAAUAAUACACCAUAUUUAAGUUUAAAAAAUGAUGAUCUUAGUGAUGAUACACGAUUGCUCAAUAAUAUUGACUGA